This is a messenger RNA of Torulaspora delbrueckii, 384 nucleotides long. RefSeq lists its product as uncharacterized. The transcript has a single exon. NCBI's taxonomy places the organism in Eukaryota, Fungi, Ascomycota, Saccharomycetes, Saccharomycetales, Saccharomycetaceae. The record is from RefSeq and is a predicted model, not a curated record. The coding region runs from base 1 to 384 and encodes 127 amino acids.
AUGGGACUAUGUGCUAGCAAAUCUGAUCAACAGGCUUCUGCCAAACCUAAAACUGCUACCACAGCACGGACCAAGGUUACUACUACUAAGCAUGCUACCAAGCACGACACUAAACCAGUGAAUAAAGCAGAACUUAAACCACUUCGAACCGGUGGAGGCCAGAAGAUAAAUGACGAUGAUGAAAACAAAAGCAAGCUAUCACCUCAAGAGGCAGCCAGACUAGCUGCAGAGAAGAGAUUAGAGGAUAACAAUGCCAAAUCAACACGAGGUGCUUUAGGUAAGAAACUCGCAGAGGAGAGAAGUAAAUCUCAUAAGUCCCAUAUGAUGGAACAGAUAGAUAAACGUCAACUGGAAAAAGCCAACGACGAAUUGGUAUAUGAUUAG